Molecule: messenger RNA, 7722 nt
Organism: Daucus carota subsp. sativus
Lineage: Eukaryota; Viridiplantae; Streptophyta; Magnoliopsida; Apiales; Apiaceae
Exons: 8
Coding region: 5401-7536 (711 amino acids)
Source: RefSeq, a predicted model, not a curated record
ACCCGGAUUUUUAAAAAUAUUUUUAUUAGUAUUAAAAGUGAUUUUCUUCAAAGAAGGGAAUAAGAUUUAAUAUUUUAUUCCAGUUUAAUGAGUUUUCAAAGUUUUAUAUUUAAACCCCGGGUUAUUGUGUUAUGGAUAAAUAAUUGUAUUUUCAAAACUGAUUUUCAUAUAUUGUUUUUGAAAAUUCUAGAUGAAUAUUAUGUGAAUACAUAUGGUAUGUGACUAAGUGUUACUUGUGGUAUUGCUCGUUUAAUUAUUUAUGGUGAUUUAUGAUUAUUAUGUGAUUAUUAUAUAAUUUUGUGAAUUUUGUGUUAUCUAGUUUAUUGAGCUGAAUGCUCGUAUGUGUUCGUAUUCGCGAGAUUUCAAUUUGUAUAUGCUCAGGAGAAAAUAUAGUUUAUUUGGAUAUUUUCAUAUCGAUUUGUGGAUUGCUAUGUGAUUUUAUAAUCAAUUUACCGAUUAAAUUGCGUAUAUUUAUAUUUAUUUAUUAAUUAUUUGAUUUACGUAAAACCGUCCACUCGUAACGGUAUAGCGAUUUUACUUCCCGGAAGUUUCGAGAAAACUCACCUUUAGCCUAAUUUGAAUAUUCCGGACAUUUUUCGUGUUUUGACUUUUUCGAUCCAGAGUACGGUUUUUCCCGGAGUCGGUCCGGCGGAGUUUUGCGGGUAUUUGAAUUGUUGAUAAUUAUCCAGUUUGUCUCGAUAAGCGUGAAACUAGAUAUUUUGAUUAUUAUAUUAAUUCUUAUCUUGUAAUAAUUGCGAUAGGACCCGCAUACUAAUGACUGAUUAAAAAGUCCCGUUUUGAUGAUUAUCUCGAAAACCAGUACCGAUUGGACCCCGCUUUAUUAAUAUAAAGCUAUUAAAUACGUAUUUUCAUGUCAUAAACGAUCCAAAGGGGUACCAAUUAUUUGUAAAUAUAAAUAGACUUUCCUAUAGCUGAUUUUCACCCGUAAAAUCAUUUCACCAGUUUCCUUUCACAAAUACCGAGAGAAACCGAGCAGUGUUCUUCGUGUUCUUCAUAAUCAAACGAGGAUUAGGAGGUGUUAUUGGAAUCCGAUGGAGGUGUACGAAUAGUCAAAACGAAGCUAUCGACGCGUAGAAUCCAGUUUAAUCAAUCAUAACCGUGCAGAUUUCACGGGAUUUGGACGAGACGUGUAUGCUCGAAGACGUCAGAAAGUCGGAAUGGUAUUGCAAAGCGAAUAAGGGAUGAUUGAGUAAGCGAAGCGAUGUGGCGAAUAGAGUACGGCUAGAGAUGGUCUAGAAAUUAUGAUAUGGAUAGAUUGUGAAAGUGGAAAGAUGAGAUAGAGAUAUGAGACUGGAGUCAGAUUUAAGAAAGGAUUAAAGAUGAAUGGCUAGACUAUGAUUGCGAGUAAGGCUAAUGCUAGGCGAGGAGACAGAGUUGAGGAUCCAGUGGUCGAGGAGUGUUCAGGAAAGUUGAUGAGGUUGGUGCAAGCUGGAAUAGUUGACAGUGAUUCUUCUUAUCGAAGAUGAUCUGAUUUGGUAAGAGAUGUUGUGUAAUAAUAGUGGUAGAUUCUAAUUUCAAUACUGUAACCUGGAUGCGAUCCUGUUGCUUUUAGGGGGUUUAAAUGUUCUCUGGAAAUUCUCCUAUUAUGGCUUUCAAGUUUGAAAUUCAGGUUUUGAAAUCAUUUGAUUUAUGUUCUCUUUCAAAUAUUUAAAAUUUUAUUAAAUGAUUUUAAGUUUUAAAAUUCUUCUCUGAUUUUUAUUAUCUUUAAAAAAAAAAAAUUUACAGGUUUUUAAAGUGUUUUAAAAAUGAGUUUUGUGUGGUGACGUCAGAAUCCAGACCCCCGGAUUCCUGGACCGUCACAGUUGGUAUCAGAGCAACAGGUUAUAAGUAUUUGAAAUUAGAAUAUAGAUUAUAGUUUUAAGUUCUAUUGAUGAGGAAUGUUGUGUAACCUCACAUAGAGGUAUGGUUUGACUAUUUGGAAAUAGUCUAGAGAUGUGAUAGAGGUAUAGAAUCUGGUUAGACGAUCAAGUUGAGUGUAUAAGGUUAGAGAGAUUUUGAUUCUUAAGUUAGACAUAUGAUUUCUAGUAUGUUGACUCAUUGAGAUGUUGAAUUGUGAGAAAGGUCAAGAUUAGACCUAGAUAGAAGAGUUUGAUAGUGAAUGAUUGAGUUGAGAAUGGUGAAAAUGCAGAGUUCAGAAUAUUCUGACUAUACUGCAUAGUUGAAAAUGGUCUAGUGUAUUGAUUUGAAAAUGAUAAAGAUGCAUGGUUCAUAGUAUGUUGACCAUGUCAGAUAUUUGGAAAAGAUAUAUUGUUUUAGUGAUAUAUGAAGAGUUAGUGUAAGAUAUGAGUUAUACUGAAUUAGAAGAAGAAAUUGGUAGAUAGAGGUUGAUAGAUGAGAAGUGCAUGAUAGAGAGUAUGUGGAGUUGAGUCCAGUUAUUAGAGGUGAUGUCUGCGAGUGAGUUAGAACGUUAGUCCUCGACAACGACGCUUUAAGUUAAGCGAGACAAGGUGGACCCAUAACCCACAGGGUGACGAUUCAGAAAAUCGAUGAUAUGCUACGCAUUGUGCUAUGGACUUCAAAGGCAACUGGAUGAAACAUGAGAACGUGAACUACUUGGGCUAGACUUAUUAUGAACAAUAACGUCUACGAUGACAUCUUACGAGGCUAUUACGAGUCAAAUCGAUUGAUUAUCAAGAACGUUGAAAAGAAGACAUAUAUCGAACAAUGAUUUAUUGAGGCGGAACGAAAAUCUGAGAAGACCUUGGCAAUACCUCUCUUCAACUAAAGGUUCUUUUAAUUCUUUUCUCAUCAGUGAGAUAUUAUCAUGAUAUCCUUUCGACCAAAGUUUCGAUAAAUGAGAUUUUCAAUUUCUCAAAUUCUAAGAUGAUAAUGAUAUUGAUUAUUGGUGUGAGUUAGUAUUGAAUCGGUAUAUGACAAAGGCGUGUUUAUGAAGAGACAGUGGAAUCCCUUGAUAUUCUUUCAUAUUCUUUGAUAUCCCUUAAUAUUUGUUGAUAUUCUUUGACACUCUUUGAUAUUCCUUGAUAUCUUUUCAAUAUUUCUUAAUAUAUUCCUCGAUAAUCCUUAACAUUCUUUGAUGCUCCUUGAGAUUUCUUGGAUUCUUUCCAUCUGAUUGGGAUGAACAACCCUACGUAUAGGGGACACAAGGUAUACCUGUCUGUGUGAUAGGAGUUGGAUGGGACGCCAUCACUUGUGUGUGUUGUGAUUACAAGAAGGUUAGCAACCUUUAGUAGUGUCUAAUAUAGACACGCAACAUUAAGUUCAUUUGAUCGUAUUGAUCUCCCAGUCACUCUUGUAUUCCAAUGUGACCUACUUUGAAAGCAUCUUGUUCCUCCAAAUUUUCCCAAAGAUUGAUUCUUGGGAAAUGAAUUUUGUAAUUGUGAAAGUUUGAUUUUCCUAUUUCUUUGAAGUCAAAGGUAUGCCAAGAUUGAUCAAAAGGCGGAUGACGAUAUGAUAUUACGAAGUGUGUACGUUUUAGUUUUCUUCGGGGGAUUCCGAGGACGGAAUCCUUAUAAGGGGGGUAGAAUGUAAUAUCCCAUAUUAUUAAAUUUAGAUGUGAUUUUUAUAAAUCUAUUUGUCUAAAUAUUAUUGUUGGCUGUAGUUGAAAAGCGAAUUGAUUAUGUGAAUAGUUUUAUGUGAUUAUACUUGUUCUGUGGAUUAAUAUGGAUUUUACAGAUUAUGCGUCCUCCUUCUUUCUCUGAUUCCGAGGACGGAAUCCCUAUAAGGAGGGUAGAUUGUAAUGACCCGGAUUUUUAAAAAUAUUUUUAUUAGUAUUAAAAGUGAUUUUCUUCAAAGAAGGGAAUAAGAUUUAAUAUUUUAUUCCAGUUUAAUGAGUUUUCAAAGUUUUAUAUUUAAACCCCGGGUUAUUGUGUUAUGGAUAAAUAAUUGUAUUUUCAAAACUGAUUUUCAUAUAUUGUUUUUGAAAAUUCUAGAUGAAUAUUAUGUGAAUACAUAUGGUAUGUGACUAAGUGUUACUUGUGGUAUUGCUCGUUUAAUUAUUUAUGGUGAUUUAUGAUUAUUAUGUGAUUAUUAUAUAAUUUUGUGAAUUUUGUGUUAUCUAGUUUAUUGAGCUGAAUGCUCGUAUGUGUUCGUAUUCGCGAGAUUUCAAUUUGUAUAUGCUCAGGAGAAAAUAUAGUUUAUUUGGAUAUUUUCAUAUCGAUUUGUGGAUUGCUAUGUGAUUUUAUAAUCAAUUUACCGAUUAAAUUGCGUAUAUUUAUAUUUAUUUAUUAAUUAUUUGAUUUACGUAAAACCGUCCACUCGUAACGGUAUAGCGAUUUUACUUCCCGGAAGUUUCGAGAAAACUCACCUUUAGCCUAAUUUGAAUAUUCCGGACAUUUUUCGUGUUUUGACUUUUUCGAUCCAGAGUACGGUUUUUCCCGGAGUCGGUCCGGCGGAGUUUUGCGGGUAUUUGAAUUGUUGAUAAUUAUCCAGUUUGUCUCGAUAAGCGUGAAACUAGAUAUUUUGAUUAUUAUAUUAAUUCUUAUCUUGUAAUAAUUGCGAUGGGACCCGCAUACUAAUGACUGAUUAAAAAGUCCCGUUUUGAUGAUUAUCUCGAAAACCAGUACCGAUUGGACCCCGCUUUAUUAAUAUAAAGCUAUUAAAUACGUAUUUUCAUGUCAUAAACGAUCCAAAGGGGUACCAAUUAUUUGUAAAUAUAAAUAGACUUUCCUAUAGCUGAUUUUCACCCGUAAAAUCAUUUCACCAGUUUCCUUUCACAAAUACCGAGAGAAACCGAGCAGUGUUCUUCGUGUUCUUCAUAAUCAAACGAGGAUUAGGAGGUGUUAUUGGAAUCCGAUGGAGGUGUACGAAUAGUCAAAACGAAGCUAUCGACGCGUAGAAUCCAGUUUAAUCAAUCAUAACCGUGCAGAUUUCACGGGAUUUGGACGAGACGUGUAUGCUCGAAGACGUCAGAAAGUCGGAAUGGUAUUGCAAAGCGAAUAAGGGAUGAUUGAGUAAGCGAAGCGAUGUGGCGAAUAGAGUACGGCUAGAGAUGGUCUAGAAAUUAUGAUAUGGAUAGAUUGUGAAAGUGGAAAGAUGAGAUAGAGAUAUGAGACUGGAGUCAGAUUUAAGAAAGGAUUAAAGAUGAAUGGCUAGACUAUGAUUGCGAGUAAGGCUAAUGCUAGGCGAGGAGACAGAGUUGAGGAUCCAGUGGUCGAGGAGUGUUCAGGAAAGUUGAUGAGGUUGGUGCAAGCUGGAAUAGUUGACAGUGAUUCUUCUUAUCGAAGAUGAUCUGAUUUGCUGGCAGACGAGGGCGCGUCUCCUCCUUUUCACCCAUUCCGGGAGUUUUUGAACCGCAUCGGAGUUUCUGUUUCCCCUCCUGAGGUCUUUCCCCCUUCUCCCCUACGAAGUCCGCAGAGAGUUCCCCAAGAUUUCUUGGAUAAGCUUAAUAAACAAAUUACAGAAGGCACCUUUUGCUCUGAUAUGGAUUCAUCUUCCCCUCAACCCGAGGGUACACAUAAUGCACAACAACCUACAGGGUGGGCGCGCCCUGAUGACUAUGAUUCGGAAAUCGAAUCCUGGUUUGAUGACAUCCCUACACGCUCCAAACCUGACGAAACCACCAAGGCCGCGCCUUCCACGACAUCAACGGCUGACAAAACACCCGAAGCCGCGCCCUCCAGGCCGGAUAAAGGAAAGAGUAUUGCGGUCGAAGAUUCUCCCUACUCCCCUUCCAAUUCUUCAGCCCACGAGGAGAGCUCUUCCGGAUCUGAGGGCGCGCCCGAGGAAGGUUUUAGUGAGUUUGUCAUUACCUCCCCCGACAGCUCUCCUGAACCCUACGAACAUCCAGAAAUCAAGUCAUGGGAGGAAGACAUAGAUUGGGCUGCACUUCCUGACAACGAGACCCUAUCUCCCAGGGCUGCAGAAGCCAUCAAAAGAAGAGCAGGCAAACUGGCCUGUGUAGACCAAGAUUCCUUUAUCUCCUGGGAUGAGCUGGAGUGGCUGCAAGCUUAUUAUCAUAUGGAGGGGAAAGCUGUUGUCCACAAGGAUGGGAUGCGGCCCCAUAGAUUUGAUAAAGAAAACAUUCGAAUACCAAGAAUGGUCACCACCCUUAGACACGUACCCUUGGGUGUGACCGCGCCCUUACCAUCAUACUAUGUCGACCUGUGUGAUUGGUUCAAGGUCGCGCCCAUACAACUCUCACCCAAUUCUUAUAUGUUGGCCGCUGGACUUUAUAUUCUUUUCGAUAAAGUGGGCUUGGGCGCGCCCUCCAUGAGGGAGGUGAGCUAUUUCUUCAGGUUGGCUCAAAGUCAACCAGGAUACUUUUACCUUGUGGUGCAGCACGAGCACAACAGGAAAGGUUUUUCUGAGGGAAGGGAUACACACGUAAAGAAAUGGAAAGACACAUUCUUCUACAUUUACAACACUACCCGGGUCACCACCCAGUUUAACCCAGAACCAGUUUUUCACGACAAACCGACUCUUACAAAAGAAAAAGCUGAGCGCGUGGCCAAGGUAUUCAACCAUCCACUUGCUGAGAGGAACCUUCCCUCUGUGGUUACAGAAAAGAACCUGAUCAAGGUUAAGCUACUGCCAGAGGAAGUUGGGACGAAGGUAGGAUGGAAGAAAUUUAUUGACGGGCGCCCUGUGGGCGAGAAAUUGAAAGGAACUAAGAGAAAAAGGGCUGAGUCCAGCGACUCCGAAGGUGACAAUGAAGACGAUAUGCCUCGUCCAAGCUUCAUUGGCAAGAAAGGUGCCGCUGCCCAUCAGCCAGACAAGGCCGCGACCUCUGGCUCUAAGCAACUUCCAGAGAAGGGCGCGGCUUCUGCCCAAACUCGGACAAUUCCUGACAUCCCAGAAGCUCCCUCUACUGAACAACAACCUGCCAAAAGGAAGAGGCAGUUAACUAAGGGCGCGCCCUCUAUGAGCAAAUCGGCGCGCCACUUUGCCGACAUGGGUGAUACCUAUGUCGAUGAUAAGGAGCUCGACCAAUGGAGGGCCAAACCUCAGGAGGAGAAGGACACUUUUCUGCUAAAGGGCGCGACCGAGUUCCUUGUUCAUCUCCACGACAGGGAGGAACGUCGAUUGGAGGACGCGGCCUCCCUGAAGAAGGCUGAGGAGAAUCUCUCCAAGUUGAGGGAGGAUUUUAAAUCUCAGAGGGAGGAUCUGAGGAAAGCUCAGGAAGGGUGGAAGAGCUGCCAGAGGCUUUUUAAGGAGGAGAGGGCGCGCCUGGAUCCUCUUCAGAAGGAGGUGGAGAGCCUGAAGAAAUCCAACGAGGACCUAGCUACUGCCAACCAGCAACUCAAGGAUAACCGGGCCUCUCUUUCAGCCGCAGAGACCGCGAAAAUCGAGGGCGCGGCCUUUGAUGAUGGGGUCAACAACUAUGUGGCCACCUUUAUUGCAGGCGCGCCCUCCUUUGACUGGGGCUCCCACUUCGGUUCUGGGAUGGCCAAAUGGGUGGAAGAGUUCAAGGUUGAGCAGCCAGAGCUUAUCGCUGCUAAGAAGACUCUUAUCGAGGAGACCUUGGCCAAGGAAGCUUCUGCCAGCCGUGAAAUGGAAGAGCAGGCGCGCCCUCAGGAUAACACUUCCAAGGACGCAACUGACAACCAGGCCCCCUAAUUGUCGUUGUUUAUUAAUCUUAGACUUGAACGUACAGUGAGGAGCAGGCCCUCUUUUGAUGCCUUGCAAGUUGUAUUUAAAGAUAUUUUACUUGUUGCAUACUUAACUUAUCCGGGGGGCGCGCCCUCCGGUAACUUAUCGUCACCCCUUACUUGUUUUAUUCCGCAUAUGCUUUUCUUUGGAUUA